CUUUCCUUACUUGCGUUGUCUAUCUCUUCUUGCUCUCAUCUUCAUCCAAUCAAUCACAAAAUCAUUUAUUCAUCACUUCUCGUUCUCUCUCUUUUCAAUAUAUACAUAUAUCAUCUUGUAUUGAAUAUAAAUAUAUAUAUCAUCUUGUCGCUACUACUACAACAACUAAAAUUAGGAUCUCAGAGUUCUUUGACACACACGAACACACACACACACACACACACACACGCACAGAGAGUGGAGAGAGGGGUAACGCAAGGUGUGAGUUCUGGAGCAAUGUCGGCUUUCCAGGACAAGGACCCCCGCGCAGAGGUCAUUGCUUCUUCGAUACGAGUCGUUCCCAACUUCCCCAAACCAGGGAUUAUGUUCCAAGACAUCACCACGUUGCUUCUGGAUCCCAUAGCAUUCAAGAACGUGGUGGAUAUGUUCGUCGAGAGGUACACCGGGAUGGGCAUCUCGGUUGUGGCUGGAAUUGAGGCUAGAGGCUUCAUAUUUGGAUCACCCAUUGCACUAGCUAUUGGUGCAAAGUUUGUCCCACUGAGAAAACCGAGAAAGUUGCCGGGUGAAGUGAUUGCAGAAAAGUAUGAUCUGGAAUAUGGAACAGAUUGCCUUGAAAUGCAUGUAGGGGCAGUUCAACCUGGGGAGCGUGUUUUGGUAGUUGAUGAUUUGGUUGCAACUGGUGGAACGCUUUGUGCGGCCAUUAGUUUAAUAGAGCGGGUUGGGGCUGAAGUGGUUGAAUGUGCAUGUGUCAUUGAGCUUCCUGAACUCAAGGGUCGUGAAAGGUUAAGGGAUAAACCAUUGUACAUACUUGUGGAGUCACGCUGAUGGUAAUUACCGUGUCUUUAGGCUGUGGAAGAGAUUAAUGAUAUAUAGAUAUGUAUAUCAUCAGAGAGGGUUGUCCAUCUGCGUUUUGCUGCAGCAAGAAGUUGAUGUCUCUACAUUAGACAUUGGAUCAUGAAGAAAAAUGGUGUAAUUUUCUGUUUUAUCCUCCAAUGGGGAUUGGGAAGGUUCUCUUAAUUAUUUUUCUUCUUUUUUUCUUCUUUUGUUUUUUCUCUUUUUGUUUUCCUAUAGUUUGACUUAGCCUUUGGAGGGAUCAAGCAAAUUGCUGAAACCAAGAAGGAAGUUGAAUUCAAGUAUAAUAUGUCUAUGAGUCAACCCUUCAUUCAGCAUUGGACAAUCUAUCUUACUUUGUGUCUGUUAUAAGCUCUUGAUUCAGCACUAGCUAUUAAUUUCUGCA
Molecule: messenger RNA, 1237 nt
Organism: Dioscorea cayenensis subsp. rotundata (Guinea yam)
Lineage: Eukaryota; Viridiplantae; Streptophyta; Magnoliopsida; Dioscoreales; Dioscoreaceae
Product: adenine phosphoribosyltransferase 4-like
Exons: 6
Coding region: 277-825 (182 amino acids)
Biological process (GO): adenine salvage
Cellular component (GO): cytoplasm; cytosol
Molecular function (GO): adenine phosphoribosyltransferase activity
Source: RefSeq, a predicted model, not a curated record